GUCAAUACCAGAUGAAUCAAUGUACCAACAUUCGCAAAUGAAUAUUGAUGGGUCUUCGAGAUCCACGACACGGAGAUACAACAAGACUGGUCGAUAUUCUAAAAAACGAUCACAACAAGAUGAUGUACAAUAUCAAUAUCAACAAUACCAUUCUUCAACACCUCAGACUCCUUAUUACAGUAAUAUCACCCCAGCAUCGCAAUAUUAUUCUAAUGGAGCGAAUGCGUCCCGUUCAAUGAUGUCACGUGGUAUUAAAAGAACGUUCCACUCAACAGGAAUUCAACGAACACCUGAGGAAAUUAAUCAUCAUGCAAAUGUAACUGCAAUAAAGAAUGAUCAGAUCGCUGUUUAUAACCCUGAUUAUAAGACACCAUUCCGAUCUUACCAAGAUGCUGUUGCAAGGCUUUUACCAUAUAACAUCUUUGAUUAUCCGGACGAUGAUUUUAAAGGCAAUUAUCAGACAUCAGAUUUGGACGCAACUAAACUUGCUUUGAAAUUUUAUAAAAAGCGGAAAGUGAUAUUUGAUAAAUAUAAUGACCUUAUCAAAAAAGAAGCCGAA
Racocetra fulgida is the source of this 559-nucleotide messenger RNA. Lineage: Eukaryota; Fungi; Glomeromycota; Glomeromycetes; Diversisporales; Gigasporaceae. The record is from the annotation of a GenBank genome assembly.